Messenger RNA from Leptidea sinapis, 5799 nucleotides. RefSeq names its product MPN domain-containing protein CG4751-like. Gene Ontology annotation, cellular component: BRISC complex; BRCA1-A complex. The record is from RefSeq and is a predicted model, not a curated record. Gene Ontology annotation, biological process: double-strand break repair. The coding region runs from base 200 to 2851 and encodes 883 amino acids. Gene Ontology annotation, molecular function: polyubiquitin modification-dependent protein binding; metallopeptidase activity. Lineage: Eukaryota; Metazoa; Arthropoda; Insecta; Lepidoptera; Pieridae. The transcript has 7 exons.
AACAUUACAAGGAACAACUAAUAAUACUUUCUUUAAUAUUUAAUAGAACGUACCUAGUGAAUAGCAUUUUCUUUGUUUAUUUACAUUAGUACUAUAGUCUUUAGCGUAUAGUUUAAGUUUGAAAUUAUUUAGAUCUUUUCAUAAUCGAGUAUAAACUAUAAAUGUUUCACUUCAUAAAAAACACAAUCAAACAUUAAUAAUGGAUGAUUUGCAGUUGCAAACAUCUCACCUUGCUGCUGCACUUAUGUCCAAUAAUGGAAAUAAUACGUAUAAUAGCCCAGCAGCUGAUACCGUUGUAGAUUGCCAGACUAAAAGCAAAAAUGAAAUUGAAAAGGAACAUUCAAUUGAAGAAAGAGAAAAAGAUGAAGUGGGAAGUGGUGAUGAAUUUACUGAUGAGGAGUCUGAUACACAACAUGGCAGCAAAUCAUUGCCUGGAAGAGGUGUAACAUUACAAAUGCUGUUAGAAGAAAAAAUGCUAGAACCAGGCAUAGCUGCAAUGACAAUUGAAUAUUUAGGUCAAAAGUUCGUUGGUGAUUUGCAAGCAGAUGGCAAGAUAAAAUCACAUGAAACAGAGACUAUAUUUUCAUCGCCAUCAGCAUGGGCCAUACACUGCAAAAGAAUUAUUAAUCCAGAUAAAAGAUCGGGUUGCGGCUGGGCGUCCGUGAAGUAUAGAGGAAAAAAACUUGACACUAUAAAAGCAACAUAUCUGGCGAAAAAACAACUGCAGCGGGAAAAUAUGCACACAGAUGAGGAAACUGAGAUGGAAGUCGAAAGCCCUCCUGAACCUCCACCACAGAGAGUUGUGAUGAAACAUAAUACAGUGCCAAACAGAAUGAUGCAGCAUGACGCAAAUAUGUUGAUUGAAGCUGUAUCAUUUUCAUCAGCUGGGAAAGUACAACCGUUUCUAGUAUCAGUUACUUCUAACUCCAGCCUUGUUCUUGAUAUUCAUUGCCAUCUGAAAAAAGAAGAAGUGUACGGAUAUCUUGCCGGCACUUGGGACUUGAACACUCACAAUAUGGUAAUAACUCACACUUUUCCCUGUUUGAUUAGUAAACAUGACAAGAGGCCACGCGUUUUGGUGGAAUACGAAAUUCAGACAUCGAUUGAGAAACUUGGCCUCACACUAUUAGGAUGGUAUCAUUCUCAUCCAAUGAAUCCAGCUAUGCCAAGUUUGAGGGAUUGUGAUAGUCAAUUAAACUACCAGAUUAAAAUGAGAGGACCAUCAGAAAUGUCAUAUACGCCAUGCAUUGGUGUUAUUUGUUCUCCAUACAACCCAGAAAGUCCAGUGAUGGAAUCAUCUUUAACAUUCUUCUGGGUAGUGCCACCUUCAGAGCAGAGACCAACGGAAUAUCCUAGACCCUUGUUGUUACAACAUAAUGUGGUACAUGAUAGCCACCUAUCAACUCAUGCAAUGGAAGUCAUAAAGAAAAGCAUAAAAUACUAUGCCACUUAUGCUGAUGAGACUUCGGUAAAUUUCAAGGAAAUGUUCAAGUCUGAUAUAACCUACUUGGAUAAGCUGAAAUCUACACUAACACCUAAAUUUCCACGUGAGCAAAGUGAUGGAUUAUUGUGGCAAUUUAUAAGAGAUGAAUUAGGAUGUUCCUCUGAAAGUGAUGAAAAAAUGGAUCUGGAUGCUCUGUUGGCUGUGCCACAGGCGAUUCCCGUAUCCAAAUCCAGUCAGUCAACUUCGGUACCCAAUUUUCCUUCUGUUAGUACUCUGCAACAAAUGGUCAGCCGGCCCGCAGGUGUACCGCCAAUUAAUGUAUCCUCUGGUAUUGGCUCGCCGCAUAAAUUUGAAUCGCCACUGAAUAUUCCUAUUCCAACAGCUUCUAAACCAUCAAAGUCAUCAACUCCUCUACCUCCAACAUAUCAUACCGGCUUAGACAUGUUGACGAAUAUGGCGCUUGGAUUAGGCUCAUCAAAUAUACCGAUGUCUCUAGGCAGCAGUAGCUUGGACAGUUUAGCUGCAGCGAAUAGCAUGUUGACAAGUUUAACGCCAGGAUUGUCAUCAGGUCUAUCAAGCAGUAAAUUGCCAGAUCUUCCGUCAUACGCGGCAUCAUUACAAAAUAUCUCAAGUGGCAUGGGUUAUGAAAAGACAUCCACAAGCACUUCAACAACUUGUACAUCAUCGGCUACUCCCAUUCCAGCUAGUGUUGCUUCUAAUUUAAUGAUGAGUUCUGCUGACAUUGCAAAUGCUUUAUUAUCUGCCAGUAAAUAUUCGAGCGCUGGUAUUUUAGGAAUACCCGAUCCAAUGUCUAAAUCCACCUUAGCUGCGAAUAAUAUGUUUUUGUCGCCAUCUUUAUUAAAAAUGCAAGAAUCUUUGCUCAAACCACUCUCAAGUAGCAGUCCUAUAUCUACCAAAGUGGGGCUUGAUCAAAAUCCCCUUAUGAAAUCCCCACACGACUUAUUGAAAGGCAAUAAAGAUCUUUACUUACCCCCUGACUUUGGUUCUGUGAAUAAAGGAAAAGAUAGUAAUACUUUAUUGGAUCAUAAAAAGCAAAGUGAUAGUUCAUCGUCAAAAGUCACCGCAAAAUCGAUGAGUUCUGACACUGCGCCAGUGGACUACAAUAUGUCAAGAACGAGUGCCGAUUCGUAUCUAAGUCAAAUGCUCGAGCUUACAAAAAAAACCACUCUGCCAGAUUUCGCGUCUGAUUAUAGUCAAAUGAGAAAGCACACGGAAGAUGAUAAACAGUUGUUGCCACCAUCGACCCACCCAUAUACAAGUGCAAGUAUGGCAGAAAGCAUGGGCCAAGUCAAUUUGGCCAACUAUGCUAGUAUGAACGAUCCUAUCGACUUUUGUAAAACUCAAGAUUACAGUAUGAGUCAGAAUAUGAAUGAACCCCAAAAUUAGUUUAAGAAUGGAACAUAUUCUUUGUGCUUGUGUUUGUCAUUUUAUUUCACAAUAUCUCGCGUGGAGAGUAUUAGAUUCCUAUAUCUAUUUCUCUAAAGAUAAUUUUGUAUUGAUUAUUCGCUGAUUUUAAUAAAAGUAUUAUUGAAUUAUUUGUAUAGAGUGAGAUUAAUGAUUCCAUCUGCAUUUAUGUCAAUGUUCUUAAUACAUAAUCAUUUCUUUUUUUUUAUUUAUGUGCGUCAGUGUGUGUAUUCGUUCAAUGUAGCUGUAGUAGUUAAAUUUAAACUAAUUCAAGCAUAAGAGGAUUGUGAAUCGUGUGUCGUAGGUAUAUAAGCUGCGCGGAUAAAGAAAUAAAAUUUAAUGGCGGCCGGUACUUAUAGUAGCGUCAGCAAAAAGUUCAAGUGAAUGUUAAAAAUAUUAUAUACCUUUCAUUGAGUAGAUAUUACAAAAAACCAGUAGAAAAAGUUCGCCCUUACCACACUCAUUUGUCCCUUCGCAUAUGUCAUCUUCAGGCAGAUUUACUGUCAUCAUGGUCGUCACUGUCACACGUCAGAACUCCCUUGAAUUACAAAGUACUCUAUUUGAUUUUCGUGAGUCACUUAGCGGGACCAGUAUUUUUGCUCGACUUUUUUGAUAUGAUUAACUUACUUCUUCCAAUCAUCGGGCGUUAUCGAGGCCAUCGCUGCCUUAGUCAGUCCCUCUGUUUUGCUCUCAUAUUGGUACACAUUUUUGACAGCUACACGAUGUUUUUUCAGAAGAUGUUUUCAAUGGGGUUGAAGUAGAAGUGAGAAGAGAGUGGUAUGAUGUGAUAUCCAUCACCCAUCUUUGUUCGGGACUGUCGAUUUUGGACUUUUGACUCGCUGACCGUAUAGUUUGCAUGGAUCUAUGAUUCGGUCAUAAACUCUAAGGGCUUUUUGUCUACUCCUAGUGUAUUAUUAGCUCGCAUUCGAUGUCUCUCAAUGUCAUAACGUGCUCUUAACGUCUUAAUGUUGUGUCUUUGUAUUAGAAGAAAUCUGUUUUGAAGGCAUUUUUGGACUUGAACCCAUUUGUUGGUUGUUGCUCCCUUUGAUUUUUAAAUAGUUUUUAGCAUUAGCGAGUACCUACUUUAUUUAAAGCGGGUCUUCUUUACGCACAUCAUAUAUUGAUGCAUGAUUUCUCUAACGUUAUUAUAAAAUUGUUGAAUGGAACACGGGCAUUAAUUAGUCCUAAUCUCUUCUUGAUUGGUGUACGUAUUUUUGUGUGUCUGCUCUGCAAGUUGACUUGUGAUAGAACAAUGAGGAACAGUCGCUUUUUUUCACGUUACGAACUACUAAAACCAGGCUGGACCUCUCCGUCUUACGAUACUCAUCACACACACAAGAAAGCUUUUUAUGGUUUGGUUAUGAACACGUUGAUAAUUGUAAUCGAAAUAAUUGAAUCUGAUGGAGCGCAUCGUGACACCGUGAAUGCUGAUCCUGAUGAAUAUUUUUGUGCGCUGUACGAGAUAGCGUGAUAAUUUGCCAUUUUAGAUUGCUUCUUUAUUCGUGCGGGUAAUAUCAAAUAUAAUAAUGUAUGUUUAUGUGCGAUAUUAAAAGAAAUAUGUAUUUGCGUCGCGUAUUCGUUCGCAUUAUUUAAAUAAUUGUUAUCUUUUUCACUGGUAGUUUUUUUUAUAUGUAUCCUAAAUAUUUAAAUGAGCAACUCAUGUAGUUACUUAUUGUGUGUAUAUUUUGCGUAUCUAGGAUCUAACGACUUGGAUAAAAUUUACUAUGAAGGGAUUUAAAAAUAUAAGAACAACUUUAGAUAACAUUUUCAAGAGAACAUAUUAGGUAUCUAAAGUUUUCCAAAAAAUCAAAUUUUCGAUGUGAGUGCCAGAUGAUGAGAAACAGAUAGAUCCAAUAUAAACAGUAAUUAAAAUAAAUAGAUAAUAUUAUAUGUUUUCCCACCUUGAUGCCUUGGUACGGGGGACAAAAGUGGCCGAUUCUCUCCAGGCAAGAUGGCUUUUAUCCCUCGUACCAGGGAAUGAAAGCGAGCCUUUCAUCCAGAUGGGAAAAAAAUCGUAUACGCACCACGUGAGAUACGUGGGACAUUGCCACCCGCGAUUGUCAUGUCAAUAUUCCGCGGAUGAGAAUGACCAACUUUUCUCCCUAGGUGCGUAAUAUACUAUUCCCCCAUUGGAACGGUAAGGAAUCUUGCCUUUUUAUUUAAGCAUCCGUGAAGUCACUUUUGCGAAGCGUAGUAUUGAUUGGUGAUUUUUGAAGUAUACUUGGCCUUAACUUUACGUCAUUUUCACGUCACUAAGAUGGCGGCCAGUCCCCAUCUUAUCGGGAGGGUAUUAUAAAGAAAGGAUCGGUGGCGUAGCGUGCCUUGGCGGGGCCCCGUACAAUAAUUUAAUUAGGUUCCCUUUUGAAGGGUGAAGAUUUCUCACAAAAGAAAUAAAAUGUUUGCAUAAAAUUAAAAGAAAUAUUUAUUUUCCACAAUUUUUACUAUCAAUUCAAAUUAAAUAUACACUUUCCUUGCCUCAUUUUCGGCAAGCAGCAAGUUUUUAUUAAUUUUUCUUACGCACGUCGGGGGCCCCCGUGGCCCGGAGGCCCCGAAUGAUUGAUACGGCGGUAGCUACGCCCCUGAAAAGGACAAUAGUUUCAUUUCUUCGGUUUUGUUUCGAAUUUUAUGUGAUCAUUGAACAACGCUCGAAUCUCAUUAUUUUAUUGUUUGAUUUCAAGAAGUGUUAUUUAAUUAUGGCAUUGUUUAUAAUGCCUUAACAAUACAAUACCAGGCAGCAUUUUAUAAUUAAUUAAUAUUCUAUCUAAUAAGUAUCGGCCAUAGUUCAAAUUUCAUCCCGUAAUUAUUAUACAUAUAUUUAUUUGCGGGUAGUAUUGCAUUAUUGUUAAGCAACUACAUAUUUAUAUUAUGUGCACUAGUUUUAUUUAUAAGCCAAUUUGUAUGUAAUAAACUACAUAACAUUGUGUGUUUCA